Messenger RNA from Physcomitrium patens, 2451 nucleotides. RefSeq lists its product as uncharacterized. Lineage: Eukaryota; Viridiplantae; Streptophyta; Bryopsida; Funariales; Funariaceae. The record is from RefSeq and is a predicted model, not a curated record.
AUGUGUAGUAAGUUUCAAUCUGGCCAAGUUGAAGGUAGAGGAGUAUAUACUUUUCGUGUGAACGGAGAGUUAUGCCAUCACAUUGGAAAUUUACAACCCGAUUUAGACGAAGGUGCUAGAUUUACACAAAUUUAUUUCUUGGAUGAUGGUUUACAAACAAAUCGUCAUAUGGAGAUUUUUGAUGAUCUUCAUCGUGAUGUUGUUAACAACAUUCAAGCAGUUUUAGAAUCCAUAAAUGUGUUGGUUCAUGGUUUUAAGUCUUCGCAUGAUGUUCUUCAAAGGGGACAAAACAUGGGACUUCAUAUCUCCGGUGAGGUUCCUUUUGGUGAACAUCCCCAUCGAUAUAAUCGCCAAGUAGUUCCAGAAGUUGCUGCUGUUGUUCUUGACGAACAAUACAUGAAUUUUGGUAGAGAUAUUAUUCUUCACCAACGUGGUGGAGAUUUAAUACGAAUAAAAGAAAUUCAUCCAGCUUACGAUGCUUUAUCCUAUCCUUUGUUGUUUCCUGAUGGGCGAUGUGGGUGGUCACUAACUUUUAAAGCAGAUAUUGGAGUGACUGUAAAGUCAUAUGUCCAAUAUUUGCUUCAAAAGCGCUCAGAAUCUAAUGUAUUACAUAAGGCUGGUAGAUUAUUCCUGCAAUAUGUAGUGGAUCAGUAUUUACGUGUUGAACAUGAAAAUUUGCUUUUUAUUAGGCAACAUCAAAUUGAACUUCAUGCAGAGUGCUAUCAGGGGGUCGUAGAUGCUUUGCAGGAAGACAAUGGAGCACGCAUUGGGCGUCGCAUUGUCUUACCUGCAACAUUCAUUGAUUCCCCCCGAUACAUGCAAAAACUCUUUCAUGAUAGUAUGGUUUUGAUUAGAGUUUUAGGAAAACCCGAUUUGUUUGUGACAAUGACAUGUAAUCCGACCUGGCCUGAGAUUCUUGAUGAUCUUGAGCCAGGUCAAAGUCCUCCUGAUCGUCCAGAUAUUGUUGUGCAUGUUUUCGAGCUCAAGUUAAGAGCAUUGAUGGAUGAGAUUACGAAGAAGAAUGUCAUGGGAGAGACAAUUGCUUUUUGUUACACUAUUGAGUUUCAAAAACGUGGUCUUUCUCAUGCACACAUUCUUCUUUGGUUGAAAGACAAGGUCAAUGACUGUGACCUUGUAGAUAGGAUAGUAUGUGCAAAGAUUCCCGAUUUAGAUAGACAACCGCAAUUGUAUGCCACAGUUGCCAAGCACAUGAUGCAUGGACCAUGUGGUUUGGACAAUCCCAAUUAUCCAUGCAUGAAAGACGAUAGAUGUACAAAGAACUAUCCGAUGCAAGCUCGAGAUACUACCGAGGUGGAUGGUGACGGACAUGUUUUGUACCGUCGUCGAAAUCAAGGUCGAUAUAUUGAGAAACGUGUACGUGGACAAAUUGUCCGUUUAGACAAUCGAUGGGUUGUGCCAUACAAUCCAUAUUUGAUAGGUCAGUUUAAUUGUCACAUUAAUGUGGAAAUUUGCAGUUCUGUAAAAACUAUCAAAUACCUCCACAAGUAUAUUUUUAAAGGUCCAGAUCGUGGUGUUGUAGAAACAGAUGAAGUGGUAGAUGAGAUUAAGGAUUUCUUGGAGGGUCGUUAUGUGGCCGCCCAAGAAGCAUGUUGGAGGCUCUUUGGUUUUGAAACUAAUAAUAAGAGCCAUAGUAUUUGUCGUUUGCCUGUUCACCUUCCCGGUCAGCAAUAUGUUACUUUUAAGGAAGGAACAUCUUUGCACUCGGUGAUUGAUCAAAAUGCUGAGACUAAACUCACCAAGUUUUUUGAUCUUAAUUGCCAUAUUCGUGCCUUAAUUGCUUCUGGCAAUCAAGGCAACCAUAUGCUUCUUUGUUACAUGGAUCUUCCACUCUAUUACAAGUGGAAUGUGAAGAAUAACAUGUGGGAAAGAAGAGUACGUAAGAUAAAAGUUUUUGGUCGGAUAAACAUGGUUCCCAUAGGUACCGAAGUAUUUUACUUGCGUUUGUUGUUGACUCAUGUCGAGGCACCAACUUCAUUUGAGGACCUACUUUGUUUUCAUGAUAUAGUGCAUCCAACGUACAAGGCCGCUUGUAUUGCAAGAAGACUUUUACAAGAUGAUUCUGAAUGGGAAAAUUGUCUGCAAGAGGCAAUUGUCAUUGCGUUGCCUAAACAAGUUCGGCGGUUGUUUGCAACACUUCUUGUAUUUGGACAACUGCUAGAUCCUCUUAGCUUACUAAAGACACAUCUUGAUGAUAUGUCUGAUGAUUGGCGCAAUGAUCAAAAUCGCUAUUGCAAAGCAAUUUUGUCCAUUGAAGAAUAUUUGUCAUUAUCAGACAAACAUCUUACAGAUUUUUUUAAUAUCGAAGAAUUGAAUGAGUUUGGUUAUUCAAACAUUGUUGAUGUUGGCAGUGAUUCCAAUGACAAUAUUGAUUUUGAUAACCAAAACAUUACUUUUCUAGAGGAGGAUGUAAGUAGGCUCAACAAAGAAUAA